CAUUCUCUCUGUCCCUUUUUAUCUUUUUUUCUUUCCAUCUUCAGUUUAAUUACACUGUCCCUCGGGAUUUGGUCCAAAAAGACAUAUAGCCAAACUCACUGGAAAUUCCAAUUCCCGAGGAUAAAAUUAAAGCUUUGUCUUUUGCUGUCUCUUAUUAUCUUCGUCUUUUUGUUGGUCACCCUUUCAAAGUUCUUUCAUUUAUUUGUCACUUUGAAUACCAAAUAUUCACUCUACUCAGAUCUGCUCAUUUUUGAAAUUAAGGUGGUUAUAGUAGUACAUUUGAUUGAUCAAAGAAGAUGAAUUCCUUGUCACACGUUCCUCCAGGUUUUCGGUUUCACCCAACAGAUGAAGAACUUGUUGAUUAUUACCUUAGAAAGAAAAUCACCUCUAGAAGGAUUGACCUCGAUGUUAUUAAAGACAUCGAUCUCUACAAAAUCGAGCCAUGGGAUCUUCAAGAAUUAUGUAGAAUGGGGACAGAAGAGCAGAGUGAUUGGUAUUUUUUUAGCCACAAAGACAAAAAAUAUCCAACAGGAACAAGAACAAAUAGAGCAACAGCAGCAGGAUUUUGGAAGGCAACAGGAAGGGAUAAGGCUAUAUAUUCAAAGCAUGAUUUAAUUGGGAUGAGGAAGACAUUGGUGUAUUAUAAAGGGAGGGCUCCAAAUGGACAAAAAUCUGACUUUAUUAUGCAUGAAUACAGACUUGAGACUGAUCCAAAUGGUGCUCCUCAGGAAGAAGGAUGGGUUAUAUGUAGAGUAUUCAAGAAGAAAAUAGCAGCUGGCAUGAGAAUGGAUACAAGUGAACAUGGUUCACCAAUUUGGUACGAUGAUCAACUUUCAUUCAUGCAAGACAUGGAUUCACCUAAGCCAAUACAUCCUCAAAUGAAUUACAUUAACCACUAUCCCAAUAAUUACCCUAAUUGCAAAAAAGAAUUUGACAAUUUGCAAUACCAAACCCCACCUCAAAAUCACCAAUUUCUUCAUCAACUUCCUCUUUUAGAAACAAAUAAACUUGUAGCUGCACCUCCUGGUUGUAGCUCAAUACCUAUAUUUGGCAAUAUUCGACCAGCAUUGGUCACACAAGAUCCACAUGUUCAUCCUACAUUUGAGAACCAGCAAGUUGCAGAUCAAGUGACUGAUUGGCGAGUGCUCCAUAAAUUGGUAGCUUCUCAACUUAGCCAAGAAGAUGAAAAUAAUAACUAUUCGUCUCCAAACACAUUUCAGGCUAAGCGCGAUGAUGAGGUGAAUUUGAAUAAGCAAGAAAUGGCCCCCGAAAAUACCUCUACAGCAUCUUCAACUUCUCAAAUUGAUUUGUGGAAAUGAAAGUGAAAAUCCAACUAAUAAUAAUAUUAAUAAAUUACUGCUCAAAAAUAUUAUCAUAGAAGGAAUUAAGUACGAUCGUACAGUAUCCCUUCUUGAUUGAAAAAAAUAUAUCUGAAGAUAUAUAUAAAUAUAUAUGUGUACAUUAUUAUAAAUGUAUAGAAAUUUGUACGACAUUAUUUUCUAAUUGUAUUUAACUUAAGAUCCACGAUAUAUCAUGAUUAACUCAUAGAGAUUAUAUUGCA
This is a messenger RNA of Solanum lycopersicum (tomato), 1561 nucleotides long. RefSeq names its product NAC domain-containing protein 7-like. Gene Ontology annotation, molecular function: DNA binding. Gene Ontology annotation, biological process: regulation of DNA-templated transcription. NCBI's taxonomy places the organism in Eukaryota, Viridiplantae, Streptophyta, Magnoliopsida, Solanales, Solanaceae. The record is from RefSeq and is a predicted model, not a curated record.